Molecule: messenger RNA, 1830 nt
Organism: Harpegnathos saltator (Jerdon's jumping ant)
Lineage: Eukaryota; Metazoa; Arthropoda; Insecta; Hymenoptera; Formicidae
Exons: 1
Coding region: 1-1830 (609 amino acids)
Cellular component (GO): nucleus
Molecular function (GO): DNA binding
Source: RefSeq, a predicted model, not a curated record
AUGCCGAGAGUACGUGCAAGAAAGACUUCGAGGGGGCAGGUUGAUUUAUCGAGAUACAAAGACGCCUAUGAGGAGGUAAAAGCAGGAGAUUCUUUGCGAAAGGCGGCAGAGAAACAUGGAGUGAACCACUGUUCGCUUCUAAGAUAUAUACGAAAGCGAGAUGCAUCCGGCAACGAAGAAAAUCAAGACAUGGGGUAUAAAGCUCACAACCGUGUUUUUAAUGAAGAGCAAGAGCGAAAGCUUUCUAAAUAUUUGAUUCGAUGUGCAGAUAUAUAUUUCGGCCUAUCUAAGAAGGACGUGAGAAAAUUGGCAUACGAACUAACAAUCAAGUAUAACUUAUCACGACCUCGAACUUGGGAUGACAACGAGAUGGCUAGUGAAGAAUGGUUUCAGAUGUUUAUGAAAAGAAACCAUGAACUGUCUGUACGUGCAGCGCAAGCUACAAGCCUUUCAAGGGCUACUAGCUUUAACAAAAGCAACGUAGACGCUUUCUACGACAAUUUGACCAUUGUCAUGGACCGUUAUAAGUUUGAGCCACAAGAUAUAUAUAAUACUGAUGAAACAGGCAUAACGACAGUCCAAAAGCCAGACAGAAUGGUAGCUAGACGUGGUGCUCGUCAAGUAGGGUCAGUAACUUCAGCAGAAAGAGGUACAUUAGUCACAUUAGCCUUUGCGGCUAAUGCCAUUGGGAAUGUAAUUCCUCCAUUCUUCGUCUUCCCGCGAGUGCGUUACCAAGAUCAUUUUAUCAGGGAUGGACCAGUAGGAUCUGUUGGAACUGCAAACCCCUCUGGCUGGAUGCAGGAUAAAACAUUUAUACAUUUCCUGGAACACUUCAAAAAUCAUACAAUUGUAUCUCCUUCACAUAAAGUGUUACUUGUGCUCGAUAACCACUCAUCACAUAUUCAUAUCAACGCACUGGACUUUUGCAAGAAAAAUGGCAUUGUCUUACUAUCUUUCCCUCCCCACUGCUCUCACAGAGUCCCACCGCUUGAUCGAUCUGUGUACGGCCCUCUGAAGAAAGCUGUAAAUUCGACCUAUGAUGCAUGGAUGCGAAGCCACCCAGGAAAGACAAUGUCAAUUUAUGACAUUCCAGGGAUUGUAGCAUCUGUUAUGCCGCUUGCUCUUACACAAUCAAACAUUCAAGCUGGCUUUCGCAAAACUGGAAUUUAUCCAUAUAAUCGGGAUUUAUUUACUGAGCUCGAUUUUGCUCCUGCAUUUGUGACGGAUAGACCAAACCCCGAAAAUUCAACAAAGGCAGAGGUUGUUCCUAUUCGAAAUAUUAAUACACCCGAAAAUGAAGCGCCACCACUAUCGCCUCCUAUUAUUAACGAACCACCAGUAGAGUCGGUGGAGCCCUUUAAUAUACAUGCAGCUCGUGUUACUCAACAACAGGCUAUGAAUAUUCGACAGCAGUCACUAGUCCCAGGAACUAAACAAGAAAACAUUAUUCUAGGUUCGGAAACUUUGACUACACCACCCAGACGUGAUAGCAGUGUUAGUAUUCAGCAAAUUUCGCCCAAACCCUCUACAAGUGCUCAACCAAUUCCUCCGUUGACACAUCGACCUGAAAAUGUAGCGUCUCCUAGUGCUCCACUUGUAUUUACGCCGGAAGCAGUGCGACCAUUACCGAAAGCUCCUCCGAGGAAAACAAACAGAGGGCGGAAAACCAGGAAAUCUACAAUUUACACUGAUACACCAGAGAAAGAAAAGAUAAGAAAGGAGCAUGAAAACAGAUUGAAACGGACCAAAGCUAAGCAAUUUAAGAAAAGAUUGGAUGGAGGUGAGACUGAAAGAAAAACCACAAAAAGGAAGAAGACUAAUACGCAAUAG